GCGUUGUCCCUCUCUCGACAUUCGCUCAGGUCUCCUUUUAGUCCUCUGCUGUUCCACUCUUUCGUGCUGUGGUAGGACGGCUGCACUCCAGAAUAAAACAUGAGGGAUGCCAACGUCUUUGCCAUAUCGCGUGCCAUGCCUCGCAUGAGCUGGUCCCCGCGCAACCUCUACAACCUGUGGCAGCGCUCAUACGGCCCGCGCGCGCAGGACGCGCGCUUCACGCGCACAAGCAAGACGCUCUUCCAGCAGCGGUGGACCGCGAAGGCGCUCGUGCGCGCGUACCACGGCGACUACAUCAACGAGAAGAUCUUCAAGCGGUGGUACCUCCCGCAGACGCUCCCCGACGUGCGCCCGCGCAUCGCGGCGAGCGCGGAGCAGGCCGCGCUCGAGGCGUUCGCGGGGCGCGAGGCGCGCAGGCGGCGCGACGAGCAGGAGAAGGGCAUGGCGCCUGUGGGCAGCUUGAUGCUCGCGGAGGUGGAGCGGCGCAUCGAUGUGUUUUUGUUUAGGUGCUGUUUUGCGCAUAGCGUGUAUGAGGCGAGGAGGCUGGUUGUGCAUGGGUAUGUGAUGCUGAAUGGUAAAAAGCAUUCGAACGCCAACACGCGUUUGGCUCCUGGAGACAUGAUCACCGUCGACCCGAAGGCCAUCCGGUUUCUGCAGAAGCCAAAAGACGCGGCUGUCGAGGUCGAAGCAGAAGCCGAAUCUGCUGCAGACGUCGUCGCUGAAGAGGCUGCAGCCGAGACCGCCCCCGCCGAGCCCACCCCAGAGCAAACCUCUGCCGCCGCUGCCGCCGAAGCCGAAGCCGAAGCCGCGUCCGCGCCCGCUGAGGGCGAAGGCGAGGCCUCCUCAACCCCCGCCCCCACCACCCCCAAACCCAAAUCCACCAAGCCCACAAAGUCCACCCCGCGCCAGCCCUGGGAGCCCCGCACCCCGCCCUCCUCCACCGCCGCCGCGCCGCUGACGCCGUUCCACCCGCCGGCGUACAGCGCGCCGUGGCUGUUCGUGCCCGCGUUCGCGGAGGUGUCGUUCGCGACGUGCUCGGCGGUGUACGUGCGCCAUCCGACGGCGCGCCCCGGGUACUCGGAGAUCCCGACGCCGUACGACGCGGACGGCGAGAUUGUAAGGUUGGCGUGGGAGUGGUAUGUCAAGGUGCGUCCGCGCAACAGGAGCAGGAGCCAGUGGGAGAGGGAGCCGGAGAAUAGGCAGUAGGCGGGCGGUAAUGGUGGCGAGUGGGGUCGUGUGGGGCACGGACUCGGUUCUGUGUUUGGUGGUGGGGGUUGUCCUCGUUAUUGCGAUGCGUUUAGAGGCAUGCGGUGGCGUAUUAGGUUUUUCCUCUUUUCUUUGCUUUCGCGUCGUAGACAUUAAUGCAUGAUAUAAUCCCC
This is a messenger RNA of Coniophora puteana RWD-64-598 SS2, 1379 nucleotides long. Its product is annotated as alpha-L RNA-binding motif-containing protein. Gene Ontology annotation, molecular function: rRNA binding; structural constituent of ribosome. Gene Ontology annotation, biological process: positive regulation of translational fidelity. The record is from RefSeq and is a predicted model, not a curated record. The coding region runs from base 100 to 1206 and encodes 368 amino acids. The transcript has 3 exons. Lineage: Eukaryota; Fungi; Basidiomycota; Agaricomycetes; Boletales; Coniophoraceae. Gene Ontology annotation, cellular component: mitochondrial small ribosomal subunit.